GAAAGAGAGAAAGGAAGAGAGGGAGAGGGAGUGUGGCGGCCUCCGUUUAUAAUGGCUGCCCGAAAAAGAGAAGUGGCAAAGCAGUUACAUUGGGUAUAAGAUUCGUCGUGCACAGGUGAGGAAGAAGAGGAUGGUGAGCAGUGAGGCGAAGUACGAGCUGAUCCAGGAGGUAGGCCGGGGCAGUUACGGUGUGGUAUACGAGGCAGCUGUACGGCAAACUGGCGCUCGCGUGGCUGUAAAGAAGAUCCGCUGUCACUCCCCGGAGAACGUGGAGCUGGCCCUGAGGGAAUUCUGGGCUCUGAGCAGCAUCCAGAGCCAGCACCCGAACGUUAUUCACCUGGAGGAAUGUGUCCUGCAGAGAGACGGUCUCGCUCAGAGGAUGAGCCACGGCUCCAGCUCCUCACUAUACCUAGAGUUGGUGGAGACCUCCCUAAAGGGCGAGAUCACAUUUGACCCACGCUGCGCCUACUACCUGUGGUUCGUUAUGGACUUCUGUGAUGGUGGUGACAUGAAUGCCUAUCUGCUUUCUCGCAAACCCAGCCGCAAAACAAACACUAGCUUCAUGCUUCAGCUAGGCAGCGCGCUCGCCUUCCUUCAUCGCAAUCAGAUCAUUCACAGAGACCUCAAACCUGACAAUAUUCUCAUCUCGCAGGGCUGCAGCCCGGCCGGUUCACCUGAACCCACUCUAAAGGUGGCCGACUUCGGCCUCAGCAAAGUCUGCUCGUGUUCGGGACUGAACCCUGAAGAACCUGCCAGCGUCAACAAGUGUUUCUUGUCCACAGCUUGCGGGACGGACUUCUACAUGGCCCCGGAAGUCUGGGAGGGCCACUACACUGCUAAAGCGGACAUUUUUGCUCUGGGGGUGAUUAUAUGGGCCAUGGUGGAGCGGAUCACGUUUGUGGACGUGGAAACGCAGAAGGAACUGUUGGGAAGCUACGUUCAGCAGGGGGAGGAUAUUGUCCCAUUGGGGGAAGCUUUGUUAGAAAACCCCAAGAUGGAGCUCCACAUCCCUGCCCGGAAGAAGAGCAUGAACGCUGGCAUGAAGCAGCUCAUUCGAGAGAUGCUGUCUGCCAAUCCGCAGGAGCGACCCGAUGCUGUCGAGCUGGAGCUCAGGCUGGUUCGGAUCGCAUGCAGGGAACUCGACUGGGACACGUGAGAGGAUGGUGUCUUGGACAGGCGUGAACUUUUUAUGUAUUUCUUGCCAUCUAGGAAGACUUUCUUUUGAGCAUCAGAACACAUUGUUUGGAGGCAGAAAUGGGUUUUUAGGGGGUGAUUGCACUGGUCCUUGGUCUUUUCUACUCUUAAAAAAGGUGUAGUACAACACAUCCAUUGGUGAUAAAUGGCUUUUACAGUGAUGUUAAAUGCUGUUUUAAUGUCUCAGCUCUCCACAAGCACAUAGGGACUUUGGGGUCAUUGAGGAAAAACAUCAGAUUUCCACUCGUUGAUGACUUCCAAUUUACCCGCAUCACGCUUAGUGGUGCCAGAACAUUCCAAUACUAAGAAAUCAGACAGCAUGUAGGGCUGGGUGGUAUAGCUAGAAUAAAAGUAGACUUUGACUUAAUUUAAAUAUAUUUUUUUUAAUCGUAGAAACCGUCUUUGCCAAGUAAAAUUCAAUUUUUUUAUUUUUUUUGUCAAAUCAAUCAAACUACAGAAAUUUGCCCUGAUGAAAGUUUUUUGAUUUUCUUCAUACUUUUUCUGAAUAGAAACAUAAAUGAUGAUGAAAAUCAAAAUGUCCUGGAUCAAUAUUUACUUCUGAGUAAUCCAUUGUUUUGUAGGGGGGUCAAAAUGGUGUUUCUUUUUUUUUUUUUCUCCUUCUCCCCACCUAGGAUUUUGGAGCAAAGUUCAAAAAAUUCUUAAAAAGCUGUCUGCAUCAUUAUUUUAGUUUUCAACAUCAAUAGGUUGGUUAAUUACUAAAAUCAGUUGACUUCAGGACCCCUUGUUGCAUUAUAUGCCAACGGUGAAAAUGUUUGGAGUGAAGUUGUAAUGCCUGUAACACAAGAAGUAAUAUAAAGAUAUCUUAAUAAUGUUUUAGUUUCUGGUUCAGAACAAAAUGUACUUUUUGUAUCUUCUUUUAUAAGAUGCUAAAUGGUUAAGUCUCAGAUAUAUGGGGCUCUCAAUUUGGCUCCAUUCGUAAAUUUGCGAAAUUCUACCAAUUCUCUAUUGUUGAAAUCCAAAUGUGGGUUACAUGGUAUGAAGCUAGUUUUUCUUGUCCAACAAAAUGAAGGCCUGAAGUACAAAUAUAUUGAAACUAAAAUAAGUUGUAUAAGAAUCUGGGUGUCAGAGUCUUGGAGAUCUCAAACUUGGUGGGAUGGUCUACCAAGUAGUUUUGCUCCAAAAGCAAAAAUGUCUCACAUAGCCAGACCUUUCACUAAAACAGCAAGGGUUUGAACAAUAAAGCAGCUUAGAUUGGUCAAGAACUGCCCACUUACACAGGAAAAAUUAUUCAUCACCGUCAGUUUUGCCAUCAUGUGCGGUUUAGGGGCAGGGUUAUCGGAGAUAUAUGAUACCAUAAUAGAAGACUGACAUGGGGUAAGAAAUUAUUUUUAUAAUAGCACUGCAUGAUUAUGAGUAAGUACAGCAAAGAAAACCUCAUCACAGGGAAUUUCAUAGACAAAGUAAACAGCAGAAUAUUAAUGUCUGCAUGUGGAUUUCCACUUUACGUUCUGUAACAUUGUUUAAUUGUUUUCCAAUUUUGUGUGCUAUGUGCAUCAGAUGUUAGAGCACAGACUGAGCCAUCCGAGGCUGAGACUUUUGACCCCAUCAACAAAAUACUGGAUUACUCUGUAAAUAUAGAUCCAUGGUAUAUCAUAUUUAGAUAAUCGUUUAUGUAUUUCAUCAGAAAAAAUAAAUAUCAAUAACAAAAUGUUGAACCAGAGGCCUCUGGUUGAGUAAAAUGCUGUAAAAUUCUAGUUAACAACAAUUAGUGAAUUUUUCAUUUAUAUGAACCAAAAUAAACAGCCAUUUUUACCUACAAUUUAUUUUUUAAAGCAUAUAAAAUUCCACACAGGAAUUCUGUGAACCAUUUAGUGGUGGAAACAAAUCAUACAGUCAGUGUUUUAGAUCGAUUCACUGAAGCAGACGGUUAGAAAUAACUGAUUUGCAGCAAUGAAUUGAACAUACCAACUCGAACUGAGUUUAUUGCUGCCGAUAAUGAAAUCGGACUACUAAAAUAUCCCCGUCUUUGCAUGCUUAUUCACAAUAUUCAUGAUAAACUCAAUAUUUCAGUUACAUUUUAUCAGCAACAAUGUAAUAUUAUAUCUGAAAUAUUUUAGAUAUAUUGCCCAUCCCUAAUGUAGGUUUGAUAGAGCACAACAAACUCAUGGCCUCCAUUAUCCUUGGUAACUCCAGUGUCUUUCCAUCAUGUUCUCUUUGAGAGCUUGUCCAACAUCACUCCCGGUGCUAAUUCAACUUCUAAUGCAAACGCAGGUAAUAACGGCCUCUUAUACAGCCACCUUGAUAUUUUAACAGCUUUUGUACAACGGGAUCAAUAACUGUUUUCAGCACUUCGCUCAAAGGGCUUCAGGGAGUUGUAUUUGUAUCGCUCAAUUUGAAAACAGUGUUUUGUCAUAUUUUCUAAAAAGUACUUCACAAGGCAAUAGAUUCUAGUCAAUAUUUCAAAAGUGAUUCGCUAAAUGAUUCUGUUGUCCUACUAAAUAAAUAAGCUUGAAUAUUCAAUGAUUACCUUCAAUAAAAUAAAAUGAAUAAUUCAUUGAGGAAAAAGAAGUUUCAAGGUAGUUCUGUCUAAAUAUAGUUGGCAUUGGCUUCGUGCUAGAAAUUCUCUGAUCUUGGUGCGAUAGAAGGCUUAAUGCAAAUGUGAAGAAUGGGUGUCUUUCUGCGCUUUACUCUGUUUAGAUCUGGCUCAACCAAAACAUAAUCAGCCUGAUCUCAUGAAAAUUACAUGACUGUGACAUAUUUUUGCGAAAUGACUUUACGUGGUUUAUAACAUGCGUUACAUGCAGUUCUUAUGUGAAAUGUCCACUGUGUGGCGCUGAAAGUGAGGGAAAUGUUCUCCCAAACAGAUGAGGAUUUGAAGGUUCACGCUCUAUCGAGUUUGAAAUCAAUAAAACCAAACUCAUUACCUAAACCUAACCGAUUGUGUCAGAAAAGCAAAUGUGAGAUGAAAAACAUGAUUGCUGUAGCAACCACAUCAUUUCGUGGUGCUUUUGUCACAUUCAGCUUGUGUCAACUCGUCCUUUGUUCAAACGCAUCCAAAUUGCAGGAUAUACUGACAGAACGUUGUACUUGCAAUGCAAACUCAAAUGUAGUUGGUUAUGUAUUGCUAAUGUUAAACUGUAUCGCCUUACAUGUCAUGCACAAUAGUGAAAGUGUUUAGAUGUCAUAAGAUAGCAUUGUGUGAAAAGUGUUUAUGAACUGUUAAUCUGCCAUUUUACUUGUGAUUUGUGUGAAAGUCCUUGUUGUAGCGCCUCUAGUGUUUAUUUCACAAGGAAACUGCCGCGAUACAUGCAACAAGCCAAGUAAAGCUCAUUUGGCAAAAAUGUAGGUCUAGUUACAUGAUUUAAUGAGACCUGGUUUAAUGUGAUGUAAAACAACGCCCUUAAAUGAGGUCUUGGGUAUACUGUCUUUUCUCUAGAAUGUAGCCGAAUGAAAUUUGUCAUCAUUUAUACAAUUUAAGUCAUAAGAAUAAAUCAAAAAAACCUAAUAAAUAUUAACUACCCUAUAUGCUGGUCAUGUAAGUAACAGGGUUGACCGUAAAGAAAGAAAAAUAAUAUUAUUAAAUGCCUAAUAACAUAAGUGUUGGUGUUGCUAUUGAUUGCUCCUUACAGAAAUGAUUCACACAUACCCUGCCAGUCAAAUGUUUGGACACACCUAAUCAUUCUUCAUCAUAACUAUUUUUCACACUAUAAAGUAACAGUAAAGUCAUCAAAACUAUAAAAUAACAACUGGAAGUAUAGGAAUUAUUUUGAGAAAGAACUAGGGAUGCACUGAUGUCACUUUCUCAUCCAAUUUUGAUAUCUGAAAUCUCAGUAUUGGCCGAUCCCGAUACCAGUGUUGAUUUUUGCAUAAUCCGUUUAGAAAAUCUUGACCUCAUUUUGUGGAACUAAUUGGGGUUCACUUUAAUAAUAAUAAUAAAAUAUUAUUAUUAACAAAAUACAACAGUAAUAUAUUUCAGUCAUGCACCUUUAACUUGAAAACCCUCUGGCUUCUAUUUGGACAAUCGGAAUAUUCCAGGAAUUCCUGCAAGUGUCUGUAUGAGGCUACUUCACAUAGGUUUCAUUAGCUUCUUAUUCGAAUUCUGUGAAAUGCUCCUCCGGUGCUGUUCUAAAUGUAUAUUAUAAGUGAACCGAACUUUUGAGCAUCUACAUCUGAGAUGUUGUUCAGGAGUAGCCUCACCAGCUUGCAUGUGCUAUGUGUGCGUGUCAACAGAGCAGUGCCAGUCACUAAUGAUUCAUGUAAUUCACAGAGAUAUAGUGUAAGUGGCUUUGAAUAAAAAUGCUUUUAUUGUUCUUUUAUGUCAGUGUUGGAGCUUGACAGUAACUAACAUGACUAACACACAGAAUCAGUUGGAUUGGGAUCAAUAUACCAACCAUCUAAAAACGUCAGUAUCGUAGCCAACACUGAUCCAGGUAUCGGAUCGGUACAUAACUAAUAUGAGCUUCAAAGUCGUCACCCGUUGUGUAGAUUCCAGCUCCGCACACUCUUGUUAUUCUUUCACGCAACUUCAUGAGGUGCAUCCUGAAAUGUUGUUUAAAUAGUAUUUAAAAACAAUUGCUGGACACUUACCUGUGUAAUAAUUUAAACAAACAAAACUUUAGAUCAAAAGGUUUUUAAGAUCAUGAAAAAACAUAAUUACAAUUAAGUAUGUCCAAACCUUUGAUUGGUACUGUAUAUUAAUGAGAGACAUAAAAAGACACACACACGUCUUUGACACUCAGUACCAGUGAGGUGAAUUUGAUCGUUCUUGCCUGGAGUCUCAUAAUACUGAAUCUUCCCGAUAAUCCCUUCCGCUACGCUCCUGACAGACUUGUGCUAAGCCUGUUAUGUUUUUGUGGCAUCAGAGGAAAAAUGAAUUCUCUGGGACAGAAACCUCUAGUCAUUUUGUACAAAUUUACAGGCAUAUCCGACAAGACCCUUUGUGGCAGUAGCAUCUCUGUCCCUUUAAACACAGAACAGAUCCUUUUUUUAAGUGACAAGGGACAGUAAUAUUUACAUGUAUUAUGCUGUGUGUUUAUUUUUCUUUGGUGUUUUACCCUUUUUCAAGUGGGGGAUUCUUUUAAAUGUCAGAACCAGCAAAGAUUUAAUUCCGAGCAAUGGCUUAAAUCAUCCCUCUUAAAGAUUUUGUUUUCCUGCAUUUAUAAACGUGUCACUCCAACUGUGGUAUUUUCCUAUAAUCCAUAUUAUUGCAAGAAUAAAGGAUAAAAGGAUUAUUUGUUCACAGAGCCACAACUUUGUGAUCACCCAAAUAUUGUUUAAUCUGCCUUUUCAUUGAGAUUACCAUCAUUUCUGCCUUAUUUUAAAAUCCCAUUGACCUGGAGCGCUUGAUUCGUCCAUCUAUUUCCUGAACAACAACCGGAGUUCUCUCAAAGGACUAAGCUUCAUUUACCUGAACAGCACUUGGUUUUGGUGGUUGGAAACGAUUGCUUGAUUUGGAAUUGUUGCAGAUUGUCAGUAUUAAUAAAUGCAUAGGAGAACAUCAUUGAUGGGGCAUAUGUGCCCUCCUAGUGCGAUGCUGAAAUUUACGGUGCAAACGUUGAAUAUGUGAACAGCCGACAUGCAUAUGAAUGUCAUUGGUUAGAAUGUAAGAUUGGGGUCAAGCCCUUUUUUGUUUUGUUUUUUAUGAGCAAAUCACAGGUGGAGUCCUGUGGAGUAUCUCAAAGCAAUUGUUCACCCAAAAGUGAAAAUUGUAAUUUACUCACUCUCUUGCUGUUCCAAUCUUUUGUGAAUAUCUUUAUUCCAUGUAAGGAGAUGUCAAGCAAAAUGUUCAUUUUGUAUUUUUCCAUACAACAAAUGCAUAUAGUGACCAGUUGCUGUCCGAUUCAUGCGCAAGUCAGAUGAUGGCUUCGUUUGAUAUGCAAGUCGUUAUUCACUAGUAAUGUUCCCCUCUGCAGUAGCUGUCAAAUUUACAGAGCGCCUUAGAGGACAGGGAGGGAAUUUAUGUUUAUGAAAUAUUUUGCGUUCCCUUGCAGUAGUUUUGCAUUCCCCGUACACUAGUUUCCAUUGCUUUCCUCACAAUAAAGUUUGAGUUCCAUCGCAGUAGUUUGCGUUCCUUUUCAAGAAGCUUUGUGUUCGUUUACAAUAAGUUGCGUUCCCUCGCAAAAUGUUUUUGUUCUUUCAGUUCAGUAUGCAUCCCUUCACAAUCGUAUGCGUUUCCUCAAAGAUUUUUGUUCCAUAGCAAUAUUGUGCAUCCCCUCACAAGAUGUUUUGCGUUCCCUCGCAAUAGUUUGAUUUCUCUCACAGUACAUUUUGCCUACCUUUGCAAAAGUUUGUUCUCUCACAAAGUUUUUGCGUUCCUUUCCCAAUAGUUUGCGUUCCGUCACAAUACCUUUUAUCCUUUCCUUAUGGUUUCAACUAUGCCAUACUAUUUUGUUGUAAAAUCCUAGUAACCACAAAAUUUAUCUAGCUCAGCUAUGGUAUUUGUUUUGCAUAAAAGGGAUCAAAUUUUUACCAUGAUAUUCAUGGUAAAACUGUACUAAAGGAAAUCCAAAACUGUGGUAAAUAAAUCAUAAUCAUUCUGCAAAAAACAACAACAGCUGUCACUGCAUUAUGGUUCAUUAGUUGUACAAGUAAGGGUUUUACUGUAGUAAAUCUGCAGUCACGAUGUAAUUGUUUUUUGUAGGAACAAUGCUUUUAAAAACCAUGAUGCAUGUACCACAAAUUAACCAUGGUGUUACUAUAAGAAACCAACCAAGAUUUUAUUUUAAAAAUUUUUGCGGAAUGGUUUUCCUUUAUUAUUACUAUGUACCAUGAAUAUCAUGGAUAUAAUAGUGUUACUGUACUAAAGCCAUAACCACAAAAUUGACCAUGGUUUUACUAUAGUUACCAUAUUUUCACCAUGAUAUUACAGCAUUAUUAUAUGUUAAACCGUGGUUAAUUUUAGUAAGGGAUAAAUAAUGGUGUUCCGAGGAAAUGCAAAACUUAUUGCGAGGCUUUGCAAACUAUUGUGAGGGAACUCUUAUUUGCAUAUUUAUUGCUUAUUUUUCAAACUUUCACAUUGCAUUCAAGUUAAUAAACAUGAAAGAACCAAUGGCAUUUGGCACCAUUAAUGUCAAAUCGACAAAUUUGAAUAUGCAAAAGUGUGAAAGAUGUGUGAGGGCUGUGGCAGAGGGGAAGAUUGUCAAUGAUUAAUGACUUAAAUCAACAGCUAUCAUAUGGCAAUUAAAGAUUAGGAUAGUAGUGCACAGGUUGAAUGCACUACUUUUCUGGUGGAAUGAUAUGACAGAGAGAGAACAAUGAUGCUUUUCAUUUUUGGGUGUCUUUGAAAGACAACAGCAUAUCAGUUAAAUGCAUUUUAAAGAUAAUUCACCUACUUGUACAAGUACCCGUUUUCCCCUUCCUAACAUCUACAAAAUCAGAAUAAAAUCACAAUAAGCUGGCCAUUUACUUUGAUCUUACAGGAAGAUAUACCUAUUCAUUUUUUAAGCAAGGUUUUUGCUCUUCUAUACAUACUGUACAUGAACACCUGAUAUGCACAGUGGAAUGGCUGUGUUGUGUGCUGUGUGAGUGAUUUGUUAAGUUUGUAUUGUGAACGGGGCUGUUGCAUUCUGUGGUUGGCAUUGGUUGUUAUAAGUAGCGUGUUGACCUGAUCACAUGACCUUAUGUGUGUUUCUGGAUUUCUGUGCAGUGUCAGAUACUGAUCUGAUCUUCUGGCCUAAGGGUGAAGUUCCUGUUAAGUGUGUUAAGUUGUUGGAGCACAACUGUAUUACAAUUUUGUAAGAAAGAAAACCAUGUUUUUCAGAAAAGCACUAUGAAACAUUUCCCUCAGUAUCAACCAGCUCAGAGAUUCUCCUCAAGCCUACUUCUACUCAACAUCUGCUAUUGGGAGCUGUGGUGAUGCACUGUGACUUGAAAAGUGCUUUGACUUUUGCUUUGUUUUCCUUCAACACUUUGUGUUCUUUUAAAUUCAUUUGAGAUUAACAAGUUCAUGAGAGGGAAUCUUCAAAGUGAAUGUGUAAUUUAUUGUUGGGA
Xyrauchen texanus (razorback sucker) is the source of this 9144-nucleotide messenger RNA. RefSeq names its product serine/threonine-protein kinase pdik1l. Gene Ontology annotation, biological process: axon extension; peptidyl-serine phosphorylation; positive regulation of autophagy. The transcript has 3 exons. NCBI's taxonomy places the organism in Eukaryota, Metazoa, Chordata, Actinopteri, Cypriniformes, Catostomidae. Gene Ontology annotation, molecular function: protein serine/threonine kinase activity; ATP binding. The record is from RefSeq and is a predicted model, not a curated record. Gene Ontology annotation, cellular component: autophagosome; cytoplasm. The coding region runs from base 131 to 1156 and encodes 341 amino acids.